AUGGAUACGAUCAAGAAGCGAAAGAUUGACGAUAACGGCGUCAUAAUUGUCGACACAGAUGCCUUCAUCCCUUACAAACUCACUCUAGAACAUGCCGGCAAAAUUAUCGAGCCCUUUUCUCAUGAACAGUUGUUGGAAAUUGUUCAAAACGCCGUUAUCCGUCACCCAGAUGUGCUUGACGCCGUUAGGUCCAUAGCUGACCGGGAUGUGACCCAGCGGAAGCUAUUCAUCCGUGGACUCGGAUGGGAGACAACCACAGAUGAACUUCGUGCUCUGUUCUCGGGCUAUGGUGAGUUAGAUGAGGCGGUGGUUAUUCUCGACAGGGCUACGGGUAAGUCAAAGGGUUAUGGGUUUAUUACUUUUAAGCAUGUUGAUGGUGCUAUGUUGGCUUUGAAGGAGCCGAGUAAAAAAAUUGAUGGUAGGAUGACGGUUACCCAGCUCGCAGCGGCUGGUAUGUCUGGGGGAAGUGGGCCUGGGGUGGGUAAUGUUGGGGGAGGAAAUAAUCAAGUGGAUGUGUCGGCGAGGAAGAUUUAUGUGGCGAAUGUGCAUCAUGAUAUGCCUGCUGAGAGGCUGUUGCGGCACUUUUCCAUGUAUGGGGAGAUAGAGGAGGGGCCUUUGGGGUUUGAUAAGGCAACGGGGAAGUCCAAGGGGUUUGCUCUGUUUGUUUAUAAGACAGCCGAAGCUGCGAGGGCUUCACUUGUGGAUCCUAUGAAAAAUAUUGACGGGCAUCAGCUAAAUUGUAAGCUGGCGAUUGAUGGGAAAAGAGGGAAGCCUCCCAUGAUGGGGGCUGCCGGACCUGUUGGAGUUCAGCAGGUGGGUAAUGCAGAUGGGACUGGGGGGACAAUCUCGGGUGGACAGUAUGGUGGAAUUGGUGGGCAGUAUACUGGAUUUUCGAGGCCUUUGGGUGUUGGUGGUGGUGUAGGUGGUCAGGCGAUCCCAGCAGUUGGAAGCCAGGCUGCAGGGUUGAAUUUGGGGCUUGGUGGUGGGUUUGGAUCCGCAGUUGGUGGGCCUUAUGCCGGUGGGACCAAUUCUGUUGGGCCUGGUGCAACUGGGUAUAAUGGACUGGGCAUUUCUGGUGGUGGGUUAGGUGGUGCUGGUGAUGGAUAUGGUGGGGUAAGAGCUGGAUUGGGGGGUUCUGGUGGUGGAUCGGGUGGACUUGGAGGUGGACUGGGUAGUGGACCAGGUGGAGUAGGAGGUGGAUUGGGUGGUGCAGGUCUUGGGUCAUCAUUGUAUGGUUUACCACUAAGCUCAGCUGGAACAGGUUCAGGAGAUUAUUCACGGAGUGCACAAUACAGCUUGUCAUCUGGUGGGUAUCAAAGCCAGCAUAAUCAGCCUGCAGGAACAUCACCAGCACCUAGGGUUCCGCCUGGGGGAAUGUAUCAAGGGAUGCACCCUUACUACUAA
Messenger RNA from Fraxinus pennsylvanica, 1404 nucleotides. The record is from the annotation of a GenBank genome assembly. Lineage: Eukaryota; Viridiplantae; Streptophyta; Magnoliopsida; Lamiales; Oleaceae.